AUGGUCGAGAAAUUAUUAGCUCUAUUGCUGGUUCUCGGAUGCUCACCCAUCAUCGGCUCGUCCCACUUGCAAUUGCAAAACAAGGCCAUCAAUAAUAGAGAGUACUGUCGAUCGACAUUAAACACCAAGGCUGCUCUGAGCAUCUACGAUGCAGAUGUUGAGGCAUGCACGAAUCUCGCAGACAUCACGAUCUAUAUGACACAAUGGAACGAGGAAGACAUCAAUCGGAUAUUGUCGAAAAUCGAAUAUUUAUAUAAUGUCAGUUUGUAUAUCGAAGACACGACGGCGGUGAAGAUCGAUUUGUCGUCGCUGAAGGAGAUGAAUCUGGUGUAUUUGGUUGUCUCGCACAAUCCGACAUUGAAGGAGAUCAGUAUUCCCGAGAGCGCAUUCACAGAAAUACUCAAUUAUAAGCUUUUACUCUACGACAAUCCGUCAUUGGACGAUGAGACUCUAAAGAAAUUCAAUGAAUAUUGCGGAAAUAAUUGCGGAAACGCGAAACAGCGUGACGUCAUCGUGAAUCCCUACCCCGAAACGCAGGGUCGAGUCAAUUCGAGUUGGUGUGAAUUUACGACGGCUAGCCUGGAGCUAUCGACCUACUACAAACCGGAUCCCGAGAUUAUCAAUUGUCUGCAUUUCUAUCGCGUCAAAAUCUACAUGACCGGCUGGCCUGUUGAAGACGUUGAACUGUUCACGAAGAAGUUCCUGGCGGCUAGUCUGGUGACAAUCAUCGUUGCCCAUUCGGAGAUCGAGGUGCUCGAUUUGAGCGCGCUGAAAUUCACCGAAGUGUUCGAACUAAUCCUCCUCGAUAAUCUGAAAUUAAAAGAAGUUCGAUUUUCCGACGUUGUGAUGAAUACGAGAAAGUUCCUCGAUGCUACAGCAAUCCAUUCGUUCAAUAAUCCGCAAUUGACCAAUCAAUCAUACGAGACGCUUGUAAAGGUGUGUCACAGAAAAUGCGACAUUGAGAAACCUGAUUUCUCAGCGACAACAAUGGCGCCAACAACAACACCAACUGAACCGCCAAUGGCAACGACGGAAUCGAUGAAUGACACCAUAGUCGAGGUGGAUGUUGCGAGUCCGACGGAACCAGCGGUGACGCCCGACGAGCCAUUCGCCUUAACAAACGAGACGAUGAAUUCGGCGGAGAAUGAGCUUCCGACGAACGAUACUGAUACUAUUGUGACGGAGAAUCCAACAACCGUGAAACUACCGGCAAACACUGAUGGCUUUAAGGAGGCGACAAAUCCGGCAACAGAAAAGGUUUCGGUGAAUCCGACGACGGAAAAGGUUCCGGCGAAUCCGACAACGGAGGAAAUGGACUAUAAUGACGCGUCGAACGCGAUUCUUCAACUUCCAGUAUUCUUACUAGCAGCUCUUUAUUUGUAG
Messenger RNA from Caenorhabditis bovis, 1383 nucleotides. The record is from the annotation of a GenBank genome assembly. Lineage: Eukaryota; Metazoa; Nematoda; Chromadorea; Rhabditida; Rhabditidae.